CAGUAACAAGCAAACGCUCACAGCCACCAUCAGACCCAGGGAAAAAGCAGGGCUGUCCAGCCAAGGACUGAGGCUCCGACUGGAGGAGCAGAGAGAAAUCUGGGCCGGUAACUCCGGGAAUAGCCCCUACAGAGUGGUUCGAUUUUCCAAGGGCUGGGAAGACCCCAGACAGCCCUGCGACGAGCCCGAGGAGAGCUCCUUAAGUCUGGAAGCAAAGUGGGCAGCGCGUUCCCCCGGAGCCAAGAGUGUUGGGGGCGGGGAGAGGUCCCUGGACUCCACUUUGUAUGCAGCAGCUGCGUGGCAGUCUUGGGCUGUAGCGAAGACCUGCCCCUCCAGACCAUCCGGGCCAGAAGACAACAGAUGUACCUCUUCAAAUGCCGCAUCGUGCACCAAGUGCCUUGCGCUGGGUCCAGAGUGUGGAUGGUGUGUUCAAGAGGAUUUUAUUUCAGGUGGAUCAAGAAGUGAACGCUGUGAUACAGUUUCCAAUUUAAUAAGCAAAGGCUGCUCAGUUGAUUCAAUAGAGUAUCCAUCCGUGCAUGUAACUAUACCAACUGAAAAUGAAAUUAACACCCAGGUGAUACCAGGAGAAGUAUCGAUCCAGCUGCGUCCAGGAGCUGAAGUGAGUUUUAUGCUGAAAAUUCAUCCUCUGAAGAAAUAUCCUGUGGAUCUGUAUUAUUUGGUGGAUGUCUCAGCAUCGAUGCACAAUAAUAUAGAAAAAUUAAAUUCUGUCGGAAAUGACUUAUCUAGAAAAAUGGCAUUUUUCUCCCGUGACUUCCGCCUUGGAUUUGGCUCAUAUGUUGAUAAAACAGUUUCACCAUAUAUUAGCAUUCACCCUGAAAGGAUUCAUAAUCAGUGCAGCGAUUACAAUUUAGACUGUAUGCCUCCCCACGGGUACAUUCACGUCCUGUCUUUGACGGAGAACAUCACGGAGUUUGAGAAAGCGGUUCACAGACAGAAGAUCUCUGGAAACAUAGAUACACCAGAAGGAGGCUUCGAUGCCAUGCUGCAGGCGGCAGUCUGUGAGAGUCAUAUUGGAUGGCGAAAGGAAGCCAAAAGAUUGCUGCUGGUGAUGACAGAUCAGACAUCUCAUCUUGCUCUCGAUAGCAAAUUGGCAGGCAUAGUGGUACCCAAUGACGGAAACUGCCAUCUGAAGAAUAAUGUCUACGUCAAAUCCACAACCAUGGAACAUCCCUCACUAGGCCAACUUUCAGAAAAAUUAAUAGACAACAAUAUUAAUGUCAUUUUUGCAGUUCAAGGGAAACAAUUUCAUUGGUAUAAGGACCUUCUACCCCUUUUGCCGGGUACCAUUGCUCGUGAAAUAGAAUCAAAGGCUGCAAAUCUCAAUAAUUUGGUAGUAGAAGCCUAUCAGAAACUCAUUUCGGAAGUGAAAGUCCAGGUGGAAAACCAGGUUCCAGGCAUCUAUUUUAACAUCACCACCAUCUGUCCAGAUGGGACCAGAAAGCCAGGCACAGAGGGGUGCGGAAACGUGACGAGCGAUGAUGAAGUUCUUUUCAAUGUAACAGUUACAAUGAAAAAAUGUGAUGUCACAGGAGGAAAAAAUUAUGCAAUCAUCAAACCUAUUGGUUUCAAUGAAACCACUAAAAUUCAUAUACACAGAAAUUGCAGCUGUCAGUGUGAGGACAACAGCAGACCUAAAGGAAAGUACGUAGAUGAAACGUCUCUGGAUUCCAAGUGUUUCCAGUGUGAUGAGAAUAAAUGUCAUUUUGAAGAAGAUCAACUUUCUUCUGAGAGCUGCAAGUCACACAGAGAUCAGCCCGUUUGCAGCGGUCAAGGUGUUUGUGUUUGUGGUAAAUGUGUAUGUCAUCAGAUGAAGUUUGGAAAAGUAUAUGGAAAAUACUGUGAAAAAGAUGACUUUUCUUGUCCAUAUUACCAUGGAAAUCUGUGUGCUGGCCACGGAGAGUGUGAAGCGGGCAGGUGCCAAUGCUUCAGUGGCUGGGAAGGGGACCGGUGCCAGUGCCCAUCAGCAUCAGUCCAGCAGUGUGUCAACUCAAAGGGCCAAGUGUGCAGCGGAAGAGGCACAUGUGUGUGUGGCAGGUGUGAGUGCACCGACCCCAGGAGCAUCGGCCGCUUCUGUGAACAUUGCCCCACCUGCCAUACAGCCUGCAAGGGAAACUGGAAUUGUGUGCAAUGCCUUCACCCUCACAACCUGUCCCAGGCUAUUCUUGAUCAGUGUAAAUCAUCCUGUGCCCUCAUGGAGCAGCAGUAUGUGGACCAAACCUCAGAAUGUUUCUCUAGCCCAAGCUACUUGAGAAUAUUUUUCAUCAUAUUCAUAGUUACAUUCUUGAUUGGGUUGCUUAAAGUCCUCAUCAUUAGACAGGUGAUACUACAAUGGAAUAGCAAUAAAAUUAAGUCCUCAUCAGAUUACAGAGUGUCAGCCUCAAAAAAGGAUAAGUUGAUUCUGCAAAGCGUUUGCACGAGAGCAGUAACCUACCGACGUGAGAAACCCGAAGAAAUAAAAAUGGAUAUCAGCAAAUUAAAUGCUCAUGAAACUUUCGGGUGCAACUUCUAAAAAACGAUCUUAAAAUACUUUCUGCAAAACUGGAUUUUUUAAAAUAAUUGCUCCUAAAAUUUAUAAUUGUAAAAGUCACAGGAGGAGACAAAUUGCUCCAGAUCAUGCCAGGGGCUGGUUGGGCCCUGGAAUGAAGACUGACAGGCAUCUUCAUCAUCAUGUGACUCACACAGCUGCUGAAUUUUCCAGAGAAAAAUGUGUCUUACUACUGUUUGAGACUAGUGUCUUUGUAGCACUUUACUGUAUUAUAUAACUUAUUUAGAUCAGCAUAGAAUGUAGAUCAUCUGACGAGCACUGAUUACACUUUACAGGUACCUGUCAUCCCUACGCUUCCCAGAGAGAGACAAUGCCGUGAGACACUGGCAUUGUGUCACUACAAGGGUACAAGUCAUCCCUGCACUGAACAUGUGGAUGAGAAGAAUAAUUCAGCAGUGAUAUACUAACGCUGCCAAACACUGCAACCACUGGUAGGUGAAUAGACAAGAACAGCCAGAUGAAGAAAUGGUUAGCAAGUCACUCAGCCAAGAGGUGAACAGCUAGACCCUUAAUUAAGAAUAUUGCUUUUGAAACUAAUUUCAUGCAUGUAUGUUUACGUUUCUCUUCUUUUUACAAGAUGGAUAUUAAUCCCAGCAUUCUCUCCUGAGUUUAUGUUUUGUUUUUCUUCCUUACAGGAUACGUUAAUAUUUAUCACAGAUGACUGGAUUAAAUAAGUGCUAAGUUACUACUGCCAUAGAAACCUAAUAAUUCAAGGUCACUUUAUUAGAAUACUGGUUUGAAAAGUUGAAUGUUAAUAAGGGAUACUGUAAAGUAUCAUCCACACCUGAACAGCUUCAUUAUUUUCAAAUGCAGAGUUUUUUUUAUCUUAUCUAGUAAACUGGAAGGAUUGUUUGGCUAUUUCAUUUGUCUAAUCAUUGAUUCACAAGAUACUUAUAAACUCUGCCUCAGGCAAAGUACCAGCUAGAUUUUAACUCCCAGUAAAUAUCAGCAUUUUUCAAAUGAAAAGCAUAUUACUUUUUUACUUUUGCCCUUGAAUGUAGCCAAAGGACAUCUUUUCCUGAAUCACCCCAAGCCUACUCACCAGAAUUCAUAAAACUAUAAAAUAGGAAAAUGGUAGGUGAAACCUACCAUUAAAAUGGAACCUUUUAAUGAGUCAGAGUACUGAAGCUCAGAAAUUUUAAAGGAUUUCUUACUACACACCCAAGUGAUGAAGUGGCAACGUUAGAAAAGAGUUUUCAUGUUCUUAUUCCCAGGCAUGUGUCGCGCUACCUCUUGAAUCUUUAAAAUAUUUCAAUUGGCAAAUAUUUAUAAAUGUGAUUUACUGAAAUCUCGAUUAUUUGAACAUGAGAAACUUCCAAAGCAACUAAAUUGUCCCUAAUUAACUUCUAGUCUUUCCUGCUAAUCAGCUUCUAAUUGCAGCACGGCCUAACUACAGGGGACUCACUUCUCACUGUAACCUAUAUGAACAGUGUCCCCUGGAGUUGUUCAGCGCUGAACUGCUCCACCCAAGAUCUCCAAACAGGGGCUGUGAGCUCUGUCCUCCCCAAUGGGAACCUCUUUAUAAUUACCCUACUCUUGCGAUUUAGUCUGAUGGUAUUGGCCAGGAGUCCAAUAGUCCUGUUAUGCAGUACAGAGUUUUGCCUAGGAUAACAAAAGGAUUUAUUUAAAAUAUCUUCUUACACAUAUCAUUAACUCUAAAGAUGUACUGUCUUCCAGCACUUGGGUUAAAGUACUAGAUACUUGCAUUUUGGUGAAGACUAACUUCCAUCCUGUACUGUAUCUCAAAGAGACUUGAAAAACGUGCAGCAAGUUGUUCUGGAACCAGCAAACACAGGACUGUAUUAGAUGUCCCCCACUGUAAGCAAUUAGGAUGCUAACUUGAACUAACUUUACUUCCCCAAAUGAGGACUGGUAUAAUCCAGUACUGAGACCCACUUGUGGAGGAAACCUUUAAUUACUAAAAAUUGCAUAAAAACCGUGCUCUAUAGCCUCUCACACAUGGCAUCGUUUUAAAAAAUGGCAAAUGAAGCAUGAAUGUUUUACAAACCCCCAAAGGGAAAAAAGGAGAAGAUACCCAUGAAUGAAAAUGCUGACAAUUUUUUAAAUGAAUGUUACAAUGUUCAUAAACAAUAACUUAAUUUCCAUACAAAAUAGCAAACAAAAUGAAAUCCUUCGAUCCUUAUAACCUCGCUCGUUUGCACUAACUUUAUAGUGGACCAAGGCUGUAAUCACAGGAAGGAGCAGAUUCCCUUGCCAGCAAUUCAGCACUAGAUGGGGAUUGUGAUGAUGCUUGUGAUGUCUUGUGCUUUCUAUUUUUUACUCAGAGAGCUAAUUCUUAAAAACUUUAGGCUUACAUUUUACUUGAAUAAUUGAUAUAUUCUUGUGUAAUGGUUUGUGAGAAGAGAAUUAAUAUCUGACUAGUUAGAAUUAAUUAAAAGAUAAGAAAAACAGGGUAUCUUAGAUUAAAUAGUUUAGAGCCUAUUUUCAACUAAUAUGGCCCCAAGAGCCUUUUGAGAUUCAUUGGUAUUAGACACGAUUAAUGAAUUUUAAAUUGUUAACAAAAUUAAGAAGUUGAACAACAGUUUUAGUACCAUAGCAUUUUUGUGCCCUAAAAUAUGUAAUGAUUUAGAAAUGUGCCAUCCAUACACUACAGCAUAACUGUGCGUUUUACUUCUCUGGGGACGCCUUUACACGGCAGCGUACACGUAUUUAUAAGCAUUUGAUGUAUUUUUGGAAAUUUUCUAAUAUUUAUUAUGCCAUAGACAUCCUCUGGAAGACUUCAAAGUUCACUAAAACUUUGGUUAUGUCCUAAAUGUUCAGUAUAACUUUGAUUUAUAAAAAUAGCAAACAAACAAACAAACAAAAAAACUAAGGUUAAAUAGAAAAGAUAUCUCUGGAGGCAAAUUCUUCAAAAGCUCAAAAUUAAAAUCAGUAGAUACAUCAGCUACAACACUUAACCAAAGAAUAAAUCCCAAAUAUUUCAUAAUAUUUACUUAACUCCCUUGAAGGUAAUCUUAAGUAUGAUAACAGGCAUCCAGGAGACAUGUAUGAAAAAAUUUCCCUAAGGAUUUUUUUUUUUCUGGUACUGGGCAGAUUAUACUCAAAGUUUUUUCUUCCUUUUCCUAUACAUGUUUUCCUCACUCACUUUACCCAAAAGAUUGCCUUAAAGCUUCAAGAUCAAUAGCCUAAUUGUGGAAAAUAACUAAAUUUAAUGGUAAAAUGAAGUUCUUUAUUUCCCAAUGUCUCUGAUUGAUUUUAUAGCUUCUGAACAAAGACCGAUCCAUUCAAAACAAAGAAUUUUAAAUUUCCAAAACUGAGCUUCUUUCCAUUUGGAAGGAUUUGUGAUAUAUAUUUUUAUAAAAGUAUCAAGUGAAACACAAUUACUUGAGAGCUCAAUCGUGUGCAUAUAGUAUGCUGAUUUGUUUACUCCCAAUAUUUAAUUUAUGACUGUCUUUUAUUUAUAUUGAACUAAAGAACUCCAUUUCAUGCAAUGCAAGUUGAGGUGUAUUUUUCAAAGAAAUACAGAACUAGCAUUCUUUCCAAUAACAACCAUUUUCUUAUAUAAUUACUCUACAAAAAUUUAUUAUGUUUUCCUGAUUACACAUAUCCAUAUUUAUAUUUUAUUGAUUCUCAGACACGACCUUUUCAAUUUGACAUCUCUGAAAUUAUGAAGUAUGUUACAAUUGCUAGCAUUUUAGAUGCAAUGUUUAAAAUUGUGCUUGAAUAAAUAUUACACUAACUCAACUUUAAAUGUUCAUGGGUGUAGGUGCAUUCCUUUUCUUACAGAUAUUGGAGAGCCCAUUUGUGAUAACCUAUGAAGGCAAUUUCCAGAACAACCAAAUGACGAGUCUAACUGUAGUUAUUAGCUCAGGUUCUGCACAUCUUUAGGUUAUGAAACUCUUUUGGGCCCCUGCUUAUACUUUAUGCUCAUGUCUACACUUUUCAGCAAACCCUACCUUAAUGUAAAAGUGUUGGUGGAUUUCGCGCUGUUUGGUUAACACAUUCUUAUUCUUUCUAAGAGACCCUUUUAUGUGAUCAUCUCACUUUUAAACAGAAUUAACUGGAAAAAAUAUACAUGAAACCAUCAUAAUUAGAUUAUACAGCCCUGGUAGGUCUUAUGUCAGUGGCAGAGGAAAACUUUGAUAAAACUAACCAGUGCUGUGAAAAAUAGCUUUCCUCUAGGGUCCUCCUACUUUUAUCAUUUCUAUUCUUUCUACUUUUUACUUGGCUCUGUUCAAUUUACCUUCAAGCUCAUUAUAAUGACUGUUGUAAACUGCAUAUUUAAAUUAUUUGAACUUUAUGAAACAAUUGUUUGGCUAUCUGGGCAGCUGUUAAUGUAAUACCUGAAAAUAGAAACACUACUCUUUCAUCUACCUGGAAUAUUUUUCUGAAUAAAAUUUAUCUUUGUAAGCUAACUCUAUUAAUCAGGUUUCUAGCCUCUACAGUCUACUUCAGUUAAAACUGUGUAACACAACAAUGUAAAAAAAACCACUGCUCUCAUCAAGAAUAGAAAAUGUGUGAUGAUUCGUGUAAAGAACUUUUACCAACUUUACAUUGUACACACGGAAAUAUGAUUUUGAUAAAAAUACUACAAAAUGACAAGUAUGGUACAUGGUACAUAGAUUUUAUUAAGAAUGUUUGAGUAUAAAAUAUUUUAAUUCUAAAUUAUAAUAAAAUAUAAAUUUGCACACAUUAAUAUAGAAAUUCAUUUUGUGUAUAUUUAACAUAGCUUUAAAACGAUUUUACAUCUACUAGCUACUUUGUUAUGGUUUUUUAAACCUCAGCAAAAACCUUAGAAUUGUUUUUAAAUUAUCAGUAACAUAAUCUUAUUUUGUUUCACUUAAUAUGUAUUGCAUUUGUAAAAAUAAAUUUAAUAUAAGAUAUAUUUUUAAAUUAAAAUAUUUGAAUAUUCUAAAAUAGUUCUAAGAAAGAACCAAAUUCUCAUGAACAUGUUUCUACUAUUUCUAGCUUUUAAAUAUAAAGUUAAAUUGCCUUAAAUAAUACAGAAGAUUGGAGAAUAUAAUUUCACAUACUAUACUAUGAACCUGUUCAUAUAAUUCUGAUUGACUACUAACUUCAGUUUUAUGUAUUUAUUAAAGAGCUGACACUGUAGUUUAUUGUGAGAUGUUUAUUUUUCUAACAGAGCCUAUAACAAUAAGGACAAGGCAUUUAAUUAAUGCAUCAUUCUGUCUGAAAAGUAGGUGUUAAUCAAUAUGAAAUUUUCUGUUUUAAAAUAAAAAUGUACAA
Messenger RNA from Nycticebus coucang (slow loris), 7774 nucleotides. It is a transcript of the gene ITGB8, whose product is annotated as integrin subunit beta 8. The record is from RefSeq and is a predicted model, not a curated record. Bases 629 to 2530 code for a protein of 633 amino acids. Lineage: Eukaryota; Metazoa; Chordata; Mammalia; Primates; Lorisidae. Gene Ontology annotation, molecular function: integrin binding. Gene Ontology annotation, cellular component: focal adhesion; cell surface; integrin complex. The transcript has 15 exons. Gene Ontology annotation, biological process: integrin-mediated signaling pathway; cell adhesion mediated by integrin; cell migration.